CAGGCUUUUGGCCAUUGGGAGAUAUACAAUUUGAAUCAGCUCAGUAAACUGUAAAGACACCAAGUAGCUCUCCCAGAGUCCCAAUGCUUAUGCACGUUUUGAAUUUCCUUCACAUCGCACUUGGCUGCUGAAGAGCUUCUUUGAAGCGCCGUUGUUCCUAAGCAGUGGUCAGACUUGUACGAGCGACAGGAUGGAUCAAAACGCAGAGAUAGACCUGGCCAACGUUAGCGGGGCUCUAACGGACGCUCAAAGAGAGGACUUUAUCAAGAAGGCUCUGGCUGCGAAGGGUAUCGCAGGCAGUCCUGGUCUGGUUCAGCUCAUGCAGGAUAAGCUGGACAGGCUGGUUGGGAAGUCGUCAGGGUACCUGGAGUCCCUCCCGAAGAAGGUCAAGAAUAGAGUCGAGAAUCUGAAGAAGCUCCAGGAAGAGCACGAUGAAUUGGAGGAGCAGUACCUGAAGGAGAAGGCUGAGCUAGAGGCCAAGUACAAUGCCAAGUAUGCCCCUCUCUACGAGAAGAGGGCUGCGAUUGUCGGGGGGGAGUUCGAGCCCGAGGAGCUGCCCCCUAAGGAGGGUGAGGAAGCCAAGGAGGGAGAGGAAGAGAAGCCGGAAGCAACUUCCUCCGAGAACAAGGAGGAUGAAGAUGUGAAGGGCAUCCCCAACUUCUGGCUGACCGCCCUUAGGAAUAACCUGACAAUCGAGGAGACGAUCUCGGAGAAGGACGAGGGGGCCCUUGAGUACCUGCGGGACAUCAAGUGGCACCCGCUCGAGAGCCAAAAGGGCUUUACCCUCGAGUUCCACUUCGCUCCCAACCCCUACUUCUCAAAUACGGUGUUGACCAAGUCGUACUACAUGGUCGAGGACGAGGAGCCGAUCUUGGAGCGCGCGGAGGGGACGGACAUCGAGUGGCUGGCCGGCAAGAACCUGACGCAGAAGACGCUGCGCAAGAAGCCCAAGAAGGGCAGCAAGAACGCCAAGCCCAUCACCAAGACGGAGCAGGUGCCCAGCUUCUUCAACUUCUUCAGCCCGCCCACGAUACCCGAGGACGACAUGGACGAGCAGGAGGCGGAGGAGCUGCAGGACCAGAUGGAGGCGGACUACGACGUCGGGUCGGCGCUCAAGGAGAAGAUCAUCCCGCACGCGGUGGAGUGGUUCACGGGGGAGGCUCAGGAACUAGAGGAGGACGAUUAUGACGACGAGGAGGAGGGCCUGGAUGACGUGGAGGAGGAAGACGAGGAUGAGGACGAUGACGAGGACGAUGAUGACGACGAGGAUGACGUCCCGCAGCAAAGGGGGCGGAAAGGGGCCGCGGGGCUGCCAGCCAGGCAGAAAGGGCCAGCCCCUUCCUCUGGAAAGCCUGGGGAGCAGCCCCCUGAGUGCAAGCAGCAAUAACAAGCUGGGCAUGUCUGGCCCAAAUGAACUUAAGCAUUCUAGGACACCGUUAGAAAUCCAAUAAUGAAAAGUCGAAGGAUAAGACCCAAAGGAGUGGAGUGUUCACAUUCUGGCGUAGCUUAUGAGCUUGUGCUUUGGGUGCUUUUAAAGCAAUAAUUGGGGUUUGUGCCUCUCAUUUAUCGGAGACACAUAUCUUGUGAUGACAGUGAGGGUGCAUCUUAACCCAGAAGUCCAGGUCCAACACAUACUCUUGACAUUCUUGAUAUUGCAAGUUCAAGGGCUGCGAACAUAUUGUCACUAAUGGCUUGUCGUAUUCACUUUUGCACCACGGAGUAUUGCAGUGAAACUUGUAAUGGUGUCA
Klebsormidium nitens is the source of this 1748-nucleotide messenger RNA. The record is from the annotation of a GenBank genome assembly. NCBI's taxonomy places the organism in Eukaryota, Viridiplantae, Streptophyta, Klebsormidiophyceae, Klebsormidiales, Klebsormidiaceae.